Messenger RNA from Camellia sinensis, 616 nucleotides. The record is from RefSeq and is a predicted model, not a curated record. Lineage: Eukaryota; Viridiplantae; Streptophyta; Magnoliopsida; Ericales; Theaceae.
AUUACUGCAUCAUUGGUGGGUAUUUGUGUCCUCCAUCAAACAAGGUUGAUAAUAAAGCUACACACACAACACAAACAACAAAUACAAGAAAAACUCACAAACCCACGAAACACAAACCCCUGAAGAACAAAGAAAACCAGAGAAAUGUGCUGUUGUUGUGGUGAGGACUGUGAAUGCAGGCCUUUGGGCUUUCUGUUGGGUCUGCCCUUUGCCUUCUUAUCCCUCCUCCUCUCCCUCGUCGGCAUCGUCAUCUGGGUCGUCGGGUUGGUGUUGAGCUGCUUAUGCCCAUGUUGCUUGUGCGUGACGGCGAUAGUGGAGCUAGCUCUCUGCUUGAUCAAGGCUCCCAUUCAUGUCAUGAAGUGGUUCACCGAUCAGAUCCCUUGCUAGACGACCCCUCAAUUUAGCAUUAAAAAUUCAAUCAUCCAAAUUACUGAUUUUUUAUGAAUGUUCUGUAAAUGUUUAUGAGAGCUCAGUUAUAUUGAUGAUCAAAGAUUUGAGUGAUCGUAUCAGUGUUGAUACAAUUCAUUUAUAAAUUUCUUUUUUUUUUGGGUCGUUGUCAAAGAUAACUUUAGUAUAUUAAUAUAGUUAGAUUAUAACUUAAAGAAUUUACUGUUAC